Canis lupus familiaris (dog) is the source of this 3809-nucleotide messenger RNA. RefSeq names its product superoxide dismutase 2 (gene SOD2). Gene Ontology annotation, cellular component: mitochondrion. The transcript is spliced from 5 exons. Lineage: Eukaryota; Metazoa; Chordata; Mammalia; Carnivora; Canidae. Gene Ontology annotation, molecular function: metal ion binding; superoxide dismutase activity. Gene Ontology annotation, biological process: superoxide metabolic process. The coding region runs from base 274 to 942 and encodes 222 amino acids. The record is from RefSeq and is a predicted model, not a curated record.
ACGGGCGGGUGGGCGCCGCCGGUCCCCGGACCCCCUGGGGCAGGUACCUCAAGUCCCCCCUUGUCGGGUUCCCUGGGCCAAGGGCGCGGGCUGGCUCUGGCAGGGCGGACCCCGGGGCCGUGCACCCCCCGGCGUGGGAGCGGCGGGAGCAGGGGGCGGAGCCCGUGGAGGACGGCGGUGUCCUUGCGGCGCCGCCGGAGACGUGCGUCAGUGGACGCCGGGCGGUCGGCGCGACCCUCCGUCUCCGAACGCGGACUGGCAGGCGCGCUCACCAUGUUGUCCCGGGCGGCGCUCAGCACGAGCAGGACGCUGGUGCCGGCGCUGGGGUGUCUGGGGUCCCGGCAGAAGCACAGCCUCCCCGACCUGCCGUACGAUUAUGGCGCCCUGGAGCCUCACAUCAACGCCCAGAUCAUGCAGCUGCACCACAGCAAGCACCACGCCGCCUACGUGAACAACCUGAACACCAUCGAGGAGAAGUAUCUGGAGGCGCUGGAGAAGGGUGACAUUACAGCUCAGAUAGCUCUUCAGCCUGGGCUCAAGUUCAAUGGAGGAGGUCAUAUCAAUCAUUCCAUCUUCUGGACAAACCUGAGCCCUAAGGGUGGUGGAGAACCAAAAGGGGAAUUGCUGGAAGCCAUCAAACGUGAUUUUGGUUCCUUCGACAAAUUUAAGGAGAAGUUGACCACUGUAUCCGUCGGUGUCCAAGGCUCAGGUUGGGGUUGGCUUGGUUUCAAUAAGGAGCAGGGACGCUUGCAGAUUGCUGCUUGUUUUAACCAGGAUCCCCUGCAAGGAACAACAGGUCUUAUUCCACUACUGGGGAUCGAUGUGUGGGAGCAUGCUUAUUACCUUCAGUAUAAAAAUGUCAGACCGGAUUAUCUAAAAGCUAUUUGGAAUGUAAUCAACUGGGAGAAUGUAACCGAGAGAUACAUGGCUUGCAAAAAGUAAAACAUUAUCAUUACAUUGAGCAAAAUAAGGUUUUCACAACUAUUUUUGUAGUAGUGCAGAGUACCAUAGUAAACCAGUAAGCUGCUCUAUUGUAGCAUUUCUUAAUGUAGCUUGUUCAAGCGUUUUAUGAACAUGAUUCAAUGCUAUGGAUUUCUUGUUUUCAAAUUUUGUUGUUGGGCAACUGAAAAAAGUAAGUGGUUUGUGUGAUAUAGUCUUUUCAUUGAACAUCUUUUUCAUAGAGUUCAGAUAGCUAGCAGGUUAUAAUUGCCAUCAUAAAACCAUCAAAAAGAUCUCAUCCUUGUCCUCUUCAGGCCUCCAGGGAAGCCUUUUGCCUCAGUUCUAUUGCACUUGUAGAAAAUCUGGUCCUUUGCCCCACUUGUUUAACGAUAAAAGAUUAAAUUUGUUUCCCAAGGGAAAUGUUCAGUUUUUCUAAUGAAAAUUGCUCUUUUUGUAAGUAGUCUUCUGUCUAGUAGUAGUACUUGUAGAUAUCACCCAUGGGCCUUUAAUUAUUUUUGGUCACAUUUUCCAUAGGGUUAACACCAUUUUGGCUUAAAAAAAAUAUAACUUGAUUGCUAAUUGAGAAUUGCUUUAUUAUGAAAAGGAAAUGGUUCUGCCUUUGAAUGUUUCUGUUGGGAGAAAUAAAAAGACUUUCAUGUGAAAUUUUGUCAUCAAACAUAGAUGUGUGUGUUGGGUACAGGCUUAAGGCGGACAAAUCUGGGCCUUAUUGAUAAAAUGAACGUUGGGAAUGAGGCCAGAGACCAUUCUGGCCAGGCACCUGCCCCCUUCCCUGCCCUGUUCACGAGUACCACUCUGAGCAGCAGCCUGGGUGGGGUGCUGCCUUUCCAGAGUGGCAAAAUGGGGAGGAAUUGUCCGGGAACACCGCUUUUCAAACACUUGUCUUUGAAUUAUUCUAUCAUUAUUGAUCUUGUUUUCUUUUAAAAAAUGUGCAGUCAUGAUAGUAGCUUUAUACUGUAUAGUCCUUUAAAUAGAGGAAAACAAUACCCAUAAUCCAGUGAUGCAGCAUGUCAGAUUGUGUUGCUGUUUUGUGUUUGCAGUUGGAAUUGUUUAACUCUAGCAGGAUCCUUUUCUUUUCUUUUCUUUUUAAAGAUUUAUUUAUUUAUUUAUGAUAGACACAGAGAGAGAGAGGCAGAGACACAGGCAGAGGGAGAAGCAGGCUCCACAACGGGAGCCCGACACAGGACUCGAUCCUGGGUCUCCAGGAUCGUGCCCUGGGCCAAAGGCAGGCGCCAAACCACUGAGCCACCCAGGGAUCCCCGCAGGAUCCUUUUCUAAUUUGGCUUAACAUUGUCACAUGUUCCAUGUUUCAUCAUUUUCCUUAUUUUUGGUGGCUGUAUAAUUUAUCAAUUGGACACUUCCUAAUUUAUUUUACAGUUCUGUUAUUGAAUAUUUCAUUGGUUUCUAAUUGUUAUUCAAAUAAUGCUGUGGUGAGCAACCUACAUAGAUUUUACCUUAUUUUUUUUUAAUUUUAAAAAAUAUUUUAUUUAUUCAUGAGAGACAGAGAGAGAGAGAGAGAUUGAGAGAGAAAGGCAGAGACACAGGCAGAGGGAGAAGGAGGCUCCAUGCAGGGAGCCCGACAUGGGUCUCAAUCCCGGGUCUCUAGGAUCACGUCCGGGGCUGAAGGUGGUGCCAAACCGCUAAGCCACUUGGGCUGCCUAGAUUUUAAUUUCUAUUAAAAUAAUUUUUCUAUAUAGGUUUCCUCUUAAACCUAUUUAGUAACAAGAUGUUUUCCCAAGUUAGUAUAUUAUUUUUCUCCCAAGUUUAUUCUAUUUUUUUUUUUUUUUUUUUGCACAGGAAAAUGGAGUAACUUAGCAGUUUCAAUAUUGAAGACUGAAGUUUAAAAAAAAUUAAAUUUAAGGCACUUUUCUUUCAAAAUUCAAUUAGAAAGUAUUUAGGCUUUCUGAAUUGUCAGUAGUGUUGAUGAUAUUAGUGAUAACUGUGUGUGUGCUUGUGGAUUGAAGACACUUUGGAGACUAGGAUUGCCAUCCUUACCUAUACCACGGUAAAGUGACUUUCAUGGAGGGCAAAUGAGGGUCAUGUGAUUACUGCUUACAUAUAUACACACAGAUAUCUGUUGUAUAUAUACAUAUGUAUAUAUAUACACACACGGGCACAUAUGUUCGUAUGUAUGCAGAUAUAUAUGUAUAAACAUGGUAGAGAACUCUGUUUAAACAGACCACUUACCAAAGUAGAACGUUUUUGAAAGGCGGGCUUUUGAAUACAAGUAAUCUGCUAGAUCAUGGUUUGUAUUGAACUAGCACGUACGUAGAUUACAGAUUCAUAUAAAGCUCUUUGACUUUUAUUAAGCUUUACGAUUUAAAAAAAAAAUCAAUGUUGAAAUUUCUAUGGGGCUCUAUUUUUGCUUUGAUUUUAUGUUGAGGGAACAAGGGAAAACACACUGUUCUUCCCUAAGGUUUUGUUUUUUCCUCCCCAUUGGAUAGAUUUUAAGAGACUAAGAUAAUUUACAGAUAAAGAUUUUAAUCAACGAGUGGAGAAUGAGACUUCAAGGUUUUGUUUAGCCCGGUUUUUCAUAAUAGAAAAGAAAGAGAAAAAAUAAAAGCCAUUUCUUCUGAAAUGAACCAAGCACUGUUCAUCCAAGAGGGGUUUUUGUGACUGAAUCAGCAGUGCCUGCUCUUUGUUAGCUUUGCUUCAAACACCAUAGCGUGAUUAGUGCUGAAAACAAGACCCAGGACAAAUACUGUCCAAAAUAGAAUCUGCUGCUUGAACUGUUGUGUAAUAAUUAAACUUUGAUGUUGAGAAAUUACAGUUUUAUUGUACUCCUCAAAUACAUGAUACUAAAAUGAGAUUGGAGUUUCUGAAAAAGUAACAUUAAAAUGAUAAAAUUAGGA